CUAAAUUAUGGAUCUUAGUUUUAUCAUUUUGUAUACUGUAAAUGAAGAAACGAUCUUAAAUUGAUGAACAGUUUAACUGUGUGAUUUCAACUCGUGUGCAUACAAAGAUAAAACUUAUAGCUCAUUCAUAAAUGAUUUUAGUAUGAAAAUUACUUAUAGGGGGACAUCGCAUUAUUGUGAUUUUGGGUGUACCGUCCGAUGAGUCACAAACGAUCGAGAUGUAAAGAUCAUCAUCGCGCGAGCGACGCGAUUCUGAUAUCCGACGGCCCUACAUAGUUUUCCUGACUGACGUCGGUCUAUUACUCGAGACUACCAUUAAUAAAGACACUCUCACUGGCUACGCACAAUUGGCUUAAAUAAGAAAACCAUCCUUACCCAAUCUUUUGUCUUGAAACAAUCGUUUCGAGACUCGAUCUUGAUCACAUCGAAAUACCUGGUGGCUUCGUCUGUCUUGUUGUCUUGGAAUUUAUGUUGAAUAUCCAAUUCAAUUCAUCCUCUUGUUUGAUGGAAAGAGCAUCACCCACGCCACCGAGGUCAUCGACAACCUUGAUCCAGUUGCAGUCGCCAGGACAGAGAGACCAAGCCACCACCUCCCUCUUCGACUGGCAUGAGCUCCGAACCAUGAUCAGCCUCCUCGGCCAUGCCUUGACGCCCCGGUGGACACCGAAUCACCGGAAGACGCAGAGCAGCAACCUGUACGACUCGUUGGAGCUCAAGGCAGUGGUGAACCAGAUCGACAGGGCCCUGCACGCAGCCCAGCAUGGUUGUUCACCCUACCGGAGCCCGAACCUGCUGAAGAAGUUUUACAGGAAGAAGAGCAAGAAACUGAAGCAGGUUGCAGGACCAGAACCAGAGAACGGGCAUACCUCUUCCAGCCAUGCGGGACAGAGCAGAGGGAUUGUCCCAAAGAUCUGGAAGAAGCUCAAGAGGGCCUUUCGAAGACGACGGUCAGCUUAAACCAGACCUCUGCCGGGGCCCUGAUGCAUGAAGAUCAACAUAAAUUUGCAUCAGUUCUACACACAGAAAAACUACCAACGCACUGAAGAACAUGAGAGGAAAGCAAGUAGAAAUAUACAACCUUGUCCAAACUAUUAACAAACAAGAUGUUUCUCCUUGUACACUGUUGCCAAGGCAUACUACAGGUUGCUGUCCCUUCUUUCUGUGUUUCCCUUCAACUCCUAU
Messenger RNA from Musa acuminata subsp. malaccensis (wild Malaysian banana), 1182 nucleotides. Lineage: Eukaryota; Viridiplantae; Streptophyta; Magnoliopsida; Zingiberales; Musaceae. The record is from RefSeq and is a predicted model, not a curated record.